Molecule: messenger RNA, 951 nt
Organism: Microcebus murinus (gray mouse lemur)
Lineage: Eukaryota; Metazoa; Chordata; Mammalia; Primates; Cheirogaleidae
Product: olfactory receptor 4K2
Biological process (GO): G protein-coupled receptor signaling pathway
Cellular component (GO): membrane
Molecular function (GO): G protein-coupled receptor activity; olfactory receptor activity
Source: RefSeq, a predicted model, not a curated record
AUGGAUGUGGCCAAUAAGUCUACUGUAUCUGAAUUUGUUUUGCUGGGGCUUUCUAAUUCCUGGGAACUACAGAUAUUUUUCUUUAUGGUGUUUUCAUUGUUUUAUGUGGCAACAAUGGUGGGUAAUAGCCUCAUAGUAAUCACAGUUAUAGUUGACUCUCACCUACAUUCUCCUAUGUAUUUUCUGCUCACCAACCUUUCCAUCAUUGAUAUGUCUCUUGCUUCCUUUGCCACCCCCAAGAUGAUUACAGACUACCUAACUGGUCACAAAACCAUCUCUUUCAAUGGCUGCAUUACCCAGAUAUUCUUUCUGCACCUUUUCACUGGCACUGAGAUUAUCUUACUCAUGGCUAUGUCUUUUGAUAGGUAUAUUGCAAUAUGCAAGCCCCUACGCUAUGCUUCAAUCAUUAGUCCACGGGUGUGUGUUGCACUUGUGGUGGCUUCCUGGAUUGUGGGAAUUAUGCAUUCAAUGAGCCAGGUCAUAUUUGCCCUCACGUUGCCAUUCUGUGGUCCCAAUAAAGUGGACAGCUUUUUCUGUGACCUUCCUGUGGUGUUCCAGCUGGCUUGUGUGGACACUUACGUUCUGGGCCUCUUUAUGAUCUCAACAAGUGGCAUAAUUGCUUUGUCCUGCUUUAUUCUUUUAUUCAAUUCUUAUGUUAUUGUCCUGGUGACUAUCAAGCAUCAUUCCAGAGGAUCAUCAAAGGCCCUUUCUACAUGUACAGCUCACUUCAUUGUUGUCUUCCUGUUCUUUGGACCAUGCAUCUUCAUCUACAUGUGGCCACUAAGCAGCUUUCUAGUCGACAAGAUACUGUCUGUGUUUUAUACCAUCUUCACUCCCAUUCUGAACCCAGCAAUCUAUACCUUGAGGAAUCAAGAAGUAAAGACAGCCAUGAAGAAACUGAAGAAUAGGUUUCUAAAUGUUAACAAGGCAACCCCUUCUCAUCAUUUUUAG